AUGGCCGAAAAUGCUAAUACACCAUGGCUUGAUAUACGUGGCAAGACACCCGACGAAAUGCCACGCAAAGCGCCUGUCUACAACUGCGAUCACCAAGUGCACGACAAAAUACUUGGUUCAAUGUUUGGCAUGGCUACGGGUGAUGCCGUCGGAGCAUGCGUCGAGUUCAGACCGCAUAGUUUCAUGGUACAAAAUCCUGUAGAUGACUUACGAGGAGGUGGAACAUGGGGGUUAAACGCGGGUCAAUGGACGGAUGACACGUCGAUGGCUCUAUGCCUGGCUGCCAGUCUCAUUGCCAAACACGGCUUUAAUGCUUAUGAUCAGCUUGUUCGAUACAAAUGGUGGUAUAGGGACGGAUACAUGUCAUCGACCGGCAGGUGUUUUGAUAUCGGGAAAGCGUCGAGUGACUCGAUAGAAGAAUUUGCACGUCGGCAACAAACAUUCGCACAAAACAACGACAUUUCUAAUAAACAUAUUGACUAUCUAUCGGAAAGGGCGGCCGGCAACGGUGCUUUGAUGCGCCUUGCACCUGUACCACUGUUUUUCUGGCGCUCACCACCAGAUGCCAUUAAUUUUGCUGGACAAAGUGCUCUCUUGACUCACGGAGAUAUAAGGGCUGCUGACGCUUGCCGAUACUACGCCGCUCUCAUAUGUGCUGCUCUGCACGGCUAUUCAAAACCAGGUUUAUUGAGCAAAACAUUUUAUCUAGGGCGAUGCAGAGACGGUUGGUUUGGCAAGAAACUAUUGCUUAAUGAAAUUGUUGAAAUUGCUGAAGGUUCAUACAAACAGCCUAGAGGCUAUGACGACGGAAUUCGAGCAGGCGGUUAUAUUCUGAAAGCGUUACAGGCAGCAUUAUGGGCAUUCUGGUGUGAUGGUGAGUCGUUUGAGAAAGGUGUACUGCUUGCAGUUAAUUUAGGAGAUGAUACAGAUACGGUAGCUGCUAUAUAUGGUCAGUUAGCAGGAGCAGUUUACGUGUUAGUAUUGGUUUUAGCAAGGUAA
This is a messenger RNA of Didymodactylos carnosus, 999 nucleotides long. The record is from the annotation of a GenBank genome assembly. NCBI's taxonomy places the organism in Eukaryota, Metazoa, Rotifera, Eurotatoria, Philodinida, Philodinidae.